AUGGACCCAGAGGUAAUGGCAGCCUCUUUGGGUCGUUUAAAAGUAACGAUUGAAACUACAAUAAACCCAAAUCAUCGUCAUGAUGAAGCUCACGAAAAGGAACAAGAUCGCAUUCGUCAAGAAAUUUGCGAUUCUCAUCGUUAUCGUUCAUUCGCAAAUAUCAGAAAUAAAAAUAGUGUAAAGUGGUAUUCUGAUGGUCAUGAUUACUUUUGGGCACUUUCGGAAAUCUUGGAGAAUGCAAAGGAAUGCAUUUAUAUCUUGGACUGGUGGUUAAGCCCGGAGCUGUACCUUCGUCGUCCACCUGCCUUAUUUGAGGAGUAUAGACUGGACAGGCUCUUGAAAAAGAAGGCAGAAGAAGGCGUACAAAUUCGUGUCAUCGUAUACAAAGAAGUCACCCAAGCCAUGACUUUGAGCAGUGCAUACACUAAGCACAGACUGGAAUCACUUCAUGAAAAUAUUCGUGUUUUGCGUCAUCCUGAUCAUAUGGGAGGAGAAAUAUCGAUGAAGUUCAGUCAUCACUCAAAGUUGGUUGUUGUUGACAAUGAAACUUCAUGUGUGGGAGGCUUGGAUAUUUGUUACGGUAGAUGGGACACGCAAACCCACCCGCUCUCCGACGUUCACGUUGGAGAAAUGCUCGACUAUACACUAUUCCCAGGUCAAGAUUACAACAACGCAAGAGUGGAAGAUUUCCAACAUGUUGACGAUUAUAUGAGCAAUCAACAAAGCUCUCUCGUUGUUGCUCGUAUGCCGUGGCACGAUGUACACGUUUCCAUUCAUGGUCCUGCAUCUCUAGAUACAGCACAUCUUUUCAUCGAAAGAUGGAAUUUCAUCAAAGACUUAAAAUAUCCCAAGGACAAAACAUACCCUCUGCUAGCCUUCCCACAUGGAGCACCAUCAUUGGAAGAAGUAGAACCUGAGCACGAUGCGAUCAAAUCCCAUCCAAAUACGGAAGAAUUCCAUGCAGCUGGUCAAAUCUUCCGUCACCCAUGGCAUGCGCAACAUCGAAUGAUUACGCAACCCGAAGGUAUUGAGCAAUCGGUGCAAAAUAUGGACGUUCAAGUAGUGAGAAGUUGUGCCGAUUGGAGCAAUGGAACGCUGACCGAGACUUCAAUUCAGAACGCAUACAUUGAGAUGAUCCGCGAAGCAAAUCAUUGCAUCUACAUUGAAAACCAAUUCUUUGUUACUGCAACGCAACCAGGUACCCCAGUCGUCAAUAUGAUCGGAGCUGCUUUGGUUGAAAGAAUUUUAUCGGCAGCACGCGAUAAACGCAAAUUCAAAAUCAUUGUCAUCAUUCCUACGAUUCCGUGCUUUGCUGGAGAAUUGGAUCAAGCAGCCGGAAUUCGUGCUAUCAUGGCAUGGCAAUACAAGUCAAUCUCUCGUGGCGGAAAGAGUAUUAUGGAACAGUGCCACGAGGCAGGAGUUGAUGCAAGCGAAUACAUCAGCUUCUACAAUUUGAGAGGUAUCGAUCGAAUCCAAUCAGCUCACGUUCGUGAAAUGGAAGAAAAGAGUGGGGUCACUUUCCACGAAGCUCAAGUUGCGGCAGCUCGAAUCUUCCUUGGUAAAGAAGGAUACGUGAGCAAAAAAGCAACAGUAUCCAUUCGUGUUGCAGAUGACAAAGAUCGAAAGGACAAUGAUAAAGAAAAAGGCAAAGGAAUUCAACAAGUCCCAUUACCCCAAACAACUGAGGAAGCCAUGGAAAUUUUGAAAAAGUUCGAGGCUGCCACACCUCCUCAAGAUGGAAGCGUGAGAGAUUCGAUUGCAGCAAAUGUUUUGCAUGGCCAGAAGCCGAUCAAGGAUGAACCAUGGCCAACGCAAGAUGAAGCACAAGAAAAGGAGGCUUAUGUUACGGAAGAAAUAUAUGUGCACAGCAAAUUGAUCAUUGUGGAUGAUCGUAAGGUUCUGAUCGGUAGCGCAAAUCUCAAUGACCGUUCUCAAAAAGGAUACGGUGAUAGUGAAACUGCUGUGGUGAUUGACGAUUUGGAUUUGUUCGAAAGUCGAAUGAAUGGCGAAAAGUACAUGGCUUCACGAUUUGCCGCCAGUUUCCGAAGACAUUUAUGGCGUCAACAUUUGGGAUUGGUCGAACCCCAAUAUUGCACACCUGAGACUGCCAAAUCAUACCCCACCGCUGCAAUGCGUCCAGCUCCACACUCGAACCCUGACCCUUCGCGAUCAUUAAGUGGAAAGGAUGCAGAGUGGGAAAAGUUGGUAGAAGAUCCAUUGGGAGAUGAAGUGGAACAAUUAUGGAAAGGACAGGCUCAAAAGAACACAGAGAUUGCUGAUGAAAUUUUCCAAGUGGUACCAACGGAUAAAGUUCGCACUUGGAAGCAAUACCAUGAAUUCUUUGUUGCACGUGGACCAAGAACAGGACAUGUUGCCGAUCUGAAUAUGCCUUUACAACAUAUCAAAGAACGACUUAGUGAAUGGCGUGGAGGUUUAGUCAACAUGCCAUUACAAUUUUUGGUCGAUGAACACUUGGAAAAAGGUUCCCAUGGUCUUGAAGUCAAUUCAGCAACCCUCGACAUCUACCUCUAA
This is a messenger RNA of Meira miltonrushii, 2532 nucleotides long. Its product is annotated as phospholipase D/nuclease. The coding region runs from base 1 to 2532 and encodes 843 amino acids. The record is from RefSeq and is a predicted model, not a curated record. Gene Ontology annotation, biological process: cell motility; intracellular signal transduction; phosphatidic acid biosynthetic process. Lineage: Eukaryota; Fungi; Basidiomycota; Exobasidiomycetes; Exobasidiales; Brachybasidiaceae. The transcript has a single exon. Gene Ontology annotation, molecular function: D-type glycerophospholipase activity.